Tupaia belangeri chinensis (Chinese tree shrew) is the source of this 912-nucleotide messenger RNA. RefSeq names its product olfactory receptor 4A15. Lineage: Eukaryota; Metazoa; Chordata; Mammalia; Scandentia; Tupaiidae. The coding region runs from base 1 to 912 and encodes 303 amino acids. The record is from RefSeq and is a predicted model, not a curated record. The transcript has a single exon. Gene Ontology annotation, cellular component: membrane. Gene Ontology annotation, molecular function: G protein-coupled receptor activity; olfactory receptor activity. Gene Ontology annotation, biological process: G protein-coupled receptor signaling pathway.
AUGGAAACAAGGAACAAUGUGACUGAGUUCAUCCUCCUGGGGCUCACGCAGAACCCUGAGGGGCAAAAAGUCUUAUUUGUCUUAUUCUUACUCAUCUAUAUUGUGACUAUUGUGGGUAAUCUGCUUAUUGUGGUGACAAUUGUGGCCAGCCAAUCUCUGGGUUCUCCCAUGUACUUUUUUCUGGCUUUUUUGUCACUCAUAGAUACUGUCUAUUCUACUGCCAUUGCUCCCAAAAUGAUCAGAGACUUAUUGUAUGAGAAAAAGACCAUUUCCUUCCAGGCUUGUAUGACUCAGAUUUUUAUAGAUCAUUUCUUUGCUGGUGCAGAAGUCAUUCUUCUAGCAGCAAUGGCCUACGACCGAUAUGUGGCCAUCUGUAAACCUCUCCAUUAUUUGAUUAUCAUGAAUCACCGUGUAUGUGUUCUCAUGCUUUUGAUGGCCUGGAUUGGAGGCUUUCUUCAUUCAUUAAUUCAAUUUCUCUUUAUUUAUCAGCUCCCAUUCUGUGGUCCCAAUAUCAUUGACAACUUCUUGUGUGAUGUGUAUCCCUUAUUGAAACUUGCUUGUACCAAUACCUACGUCAUUGGGCUUUCUAUGAUUGCUAACGGAGGGGCAAUAUGCACAGUCGUCUUCUUCAUUCUCCUAGUUUCCUAUGGGAUCAUAUUAUACUCUCUUAAGACUCGUAGUUUGGAAGGGAAACGUAAAGCUCUUUACACCUGUGCAUCCCACAUCACUGUGGUCAUUCUAUUCUUUGUCCCCUGUAUCUUUCUGUUUGCAAGACCAACUUCCACUUUUCCCAUCGAUAAAACCAUGACUGUGGUGUUAACUUUCAUCACUCCCAUGUUGAACCCCUUGAUCUACACUCUGAGGAAUGCAGAAAUGAAAAGUGCCUUGAGGAAACUUUGGCGUAAAAUGUGA